AUGAGAAGAACACGACGGAAGCUCAUCCAGAAUCAAGAACGGAUCAGUCCAACAGUUCAGCAAAUACAAGCAAGUCGAGGUCAAGUCGAGGUCAUCGUCAACGAUGCAACUCGCCUCGGGUAUGCUAAACCGUUGUUGCUAUCGGAAGAUGACGAGGAUUUGGUGUAUGACUUCGGAAGCUGUAAGUUGGCUCCAAACAUAAAAUCGAACAGCCCCUCGGACAUCGAAACGAAUAUCACAAUUGACGGCAUCAUUAAAUACCUCGCCCCACCUUCCCUGACUAUUGCCUGGUGCUACGGGUACCUGGCCACUGACGACAAUAAGCCGUUCAGCUUCGAGGGUGUCGGAUACAAGGCAACGUAUACACCUGGAAAUACUUGCGCGAGCACGGCUCAUUGGGGCUUCUCCUACAUAUUCUUGUCCAUGAUAUCCACCCACAACUACGUCUGGAGCACCAUAUUAGCCGGGACGUGGAUAGAUGCCGCUCGGAAAAGCCGCAUGUACAAGGCUGGCCGUCGACUAGGCCUGCUUCGGUCCGUCAUGGAUCUCUCGUAUGCGAUCCGAGAAGAGUUGGGGACAAAGGUGCAAGACUUUUCAGAGGAAGAGCUCAAGACGCAUCUAAGAGAGAGUGAUGGGGCUAUGGUGGUCUCCAGUCACGAGCUGCGCGUGGCUAGAGACUGUACCGUUGAUUUCAGAAACGAGCAAAAACAUGGAAGGCGUGAGUGGGCUCGUAUUCGCGCUGGUUCAUCGUUCUGA
Molecule: messenger RNA, 756 nt
Organism: Mytilinidion resinicola
Lineage: Eukaryota; Fungi; Ascomycota; Dothideomycetes; Mytilinidiales; Mytilinidiaceae
Exons: 3
Coding region: 1-756 (251 amino acids)
Source: RefSeq, a predicted model, not a curated record